This is a messenger RNA of Scomber japonicus (chub mackerel), 2930 nucleotides long. It is a transcript of the gene slc16a6b, whose product is annotated as solute carrier family 16 member 6b. The record is from RefSeq and is a predicted model, not a curated record. Gene Ontology annotation, biological process: transmembrane transport; monocarboxylic acid transport. Bases 136 to 1683 code for a protein of 515 amino acids. The transcript has 5 exons. NCBI's taxonomy places the organism in Eukaryota, Metazoa, Chordata, Actinopteri, Scombriformes, Scombridae. Gene Ontology annotation, molecular function: monocarboxylic acid transmembrane transporter activity.
GGUUGCUUGGGUCCGAAUGUGUACCCGGAGGUGCCUGAGGGUGGCUGGGGCUGGGCCGUGGCCGUGGCCUUCUUCGUGGUGGAGAUCUGCACCUACGGGACCCUCAAGAGCCUGGGCGUGUUCCUCCAGGAUCUGAUGACAGAUUUCGGGGAGAGCAACAGCCGAGUGUCGUGGGUCAUCUCCAUCUGUGUCUUCACCUUCACCUUCACCGCUCCUCUGUCCACCCUGCUGAGCAACCGUUUUGGCUAUCGUCCUGUGGUGAUGAUGGGGGGCUUCCUCAUCAGCCUGGGUACUAUCACCUCCGCCUUCACCAGCUCCAUCAAUGAGAUGUACAUCACCAUUGGCAUUAUCUCAGGCCUGGGCUACUGCCUCACCUUCCUCCCCACCGUCACCAUCCUCGCCCAGUACUUCUCCAGGAGGCGAGCCCUCGUCACCUCUGUCGCUUCCUCCGGAGAAUCCUUUGCUAUAUUUGCCUUUGCUCCUGCCUUCACCACACUAAAGGAACACAUUGGCUGGCGCUACUGUCUAGUUGUUCUCGGCAUCAUUCAGGCUUCUGUGAUUGGCUGUGGGCUUCUACUUCGUCCAAUCAUCAUCCAGCCCGUGCCUGUAAAGGAGGAAGAGGAAGCGGACAAACAGUCUCUGUCUCUGAAGAAGCUGGCUGCUGUUUAUGAGCUGGAGAAUGAACAAACCAGAACCUCCAUCAACUCAGGAGUCUCGCAGGGCUCUGAGGAUUCAGGCGUCACGUGUCUGUCCACCUCUAACGGAGACCUGAGGACUGCAGGAGCUGAACCCAAGGCUUUGAUGGAGUGGGAGGUGCAGGACAAAGAGGGCCAGGAGCCGUCAGCGCCCACACCUCCCAGCUCACUCAUGGAGAAGGACGAGGGGUGCAUAGAAGAGGCGGAGGCGGAGGCAGGUCCUCUGCAGCCCUCCAGACCCAAACUCCUGGACUUUUCUGUGCUGAAAGACAGUGUCUUCAUCUGGUACUCUCUGUUUGGACUGUUUGCCACGCUGGGCUUCUUCGCCCCGCAGCUCUACAUCAUUGAGCUGAGCAAGAGCCGUGGGGUGGAGAACAGCAUGGCCUCCUACAUGCUCUCUGUGAUGGCUGUGGCUGAAAUCUUCGGCCGCCUGUCCAUCGGGGUGGUGCUGAACAAAGUGUGCUUCAGGAAGACCCUGGUGCUGCUGGGCUGUGUGGUUCUCCUCUGCCUGGUGCUGGUGGCCUUCACUAUUGUAUGGGAGUUCUGGGGCCUGGUGGUCUGCUGCGCCCUCUACGGAUACUUCAUGGGCACAGUGGGAUCCACACACAUCCCCAUGCUGGCUGAGGAGGACGUGGUGGGCAUCCAGAAGAUGUCGUCCUCUGUGGGAGUGUAUGUCUUCAUCCAGAGCUUCGCUGGUCUUGCUGGACCACCGCUUGGAGGUGUGUUGGUGGAUGCAACAGGUAACUACGGUGCUGCCUUCUACUCCUGUGCAGCGGGCAUGGGGCUCAGCGCCAUCUGCCUAGCCAUGGUGGGACCGGCUAAGUCCGGCAUGUGCCAAAGACAGAGCAGAGAGGAGGAGAAGGGCGAGAGGGCAGAGGAGGAGAACAUGUGUCAGGACGUUGAGCAGACAGACUUUUUGGAUGUGGACUUGGCUCCAGAGCAGAGUCCAGUAAGACAGGCUGUGGAUCAGGGAGCCUCUGUGAUAUGAACCUGAGCAUAGCUGGACAUCGACCUCAGAACUUACAACAUCAACACCAACAAAGCAAACACAAGUCCAGAUGCACUGCAAGAGGCUGCAGAGUCACCAACACUAACCCUGCUGCUGGCUCCAAUCUCAGGUGUCUCUCUCUCUCUCUCUCUCUCUGACUAACUUGAAGCUCACUUCCUGCCAGACAGGAAGCAGUCUCUCUGAGACCAAAGACAUCCAUGCUGAGUACAUGGAGUCACACCUUUCUGCACAAUCUCACACAUCAAUCCUCUCACAACCCACUGCGUAUUAUUAGAAUUAUUAGAAUGGCAACACCACUAUCUCAAGAAAGAAGCACUGUUGUCAUGGAGACCGAAGCUUCACAGGCACACAGCAGUCAUGAUGUAUGUCUGUCACAUCAUUACUGCUGCUGCUUGUCGCUCACGUCGAUGUGUGCGUCCUGACUCAAAGCUACACACACACACACACGCGAGCGCGCAUACACACACGCAUACACACACACACACACACACACAGACUGGACAUCCAGCAGGAAGUCCACCACUGAAUGCUUUAAGAUGUACUCCCCUACAUUGUGACCUGUAGACAAUCUGUUGUGAUGCAUGGAGAAUGAUACUUGCUACUAAAACUUGAUCAUGCAAUCUGUACAUACAGUCUGUCUGAUGCUCUUAUGCACAUUCAUGUAAUUGUAAUUCUAGCAAUAUCUCAGCAUUGUUCCCGGAUCCUUUACAUGAAUGAAGGAGCUCCAGCUUCCUCUAAACUCGUAUUCCUAAUUCAUCUUCUUCUGCUCUAUGUAGAAGUGUUGACUGUGUGUGUGUGUUAUCAUGUUAUCAUGAUGUUGUUGAUGUACUAUAGAAUGACUUUAUUACAAAUAACCACAUAAACUGAAAAGCAAUGACGAUACAUUGGAUCAAGAUAAAGGUUUACAGCACUUUAGCUAACUCUGGCUAACUUUCCCAUGCUAUGGCUAACUAAGUACAAUGACACACAUGUUAAAGUGUAGAAGUAGAGGUGUACAUAUAUACAGUUUAUAUAUACAUUAUAUGCAAAGGAGUGAGGGAAGGAUGUGACUGCAGCCUCAGAUCAUCUCCACACUCUCCUCACAUGACUUGAAGUUUAGCUCACAGACCUUUUACAUCAAAUCACACAGUCACUUCGAUUUAAAUUCUUUAUAAUGAGCAUUUUUUAAAUGUAACUUUUUCAUUUUUUUUAAUUUAAUUGAAUGCCAGGCUGGAUCCUGCCUGUCA